Molecule: messenger RNA, 1851 nt
Organism: Mollisia scopiformis
Lineage: Eukaryota; Fungi; Ascomycota; Leotiomycetes; Helotiales; Mollisiaceae
Product: MFS general substrate transporter
Exons: 3
Coding region: 1-1851 (616 amino acids)
Biological process (GO): transmembrane transport
Cellular component (GO): membrane
Molecular function (GO): transmembrane transporter activity
Source: RefSeq, a predicted model, not a curated record
AUGAAAGACAACGAGGCACAUAAGCAUGCCAUUGAGGCUGAGAUCGAUAUGGCUCACUCUGAGCAUCGUGACAUACCCCUAGGCUAUGAGGAUCCACACAAAGCUGCAUUGGAAGACAAUCCUGAGCAUGCGGAGAAGUUGACAUUAUCUGUUGUCCUUUCUGCGUUGUUCUUGGGGACCAGCUUCACGGGUCCAAUCAUCUUCGGCUUCAUCCUCGCUACUCCAAUUCUGGUCCAGCUUUCCGAAAAGCUUGGAGGAGCAAACAUCGACUUUUGGAUUCCUUCCGGAUGGGGUGCUGCCGCUGCUGUCGGCUUCACAAUUGCGGGAAGAGUCUCUGAUAUCUUUGGGAGACGAUAUGUUAUUCUUACUGGCCAACUUCUUACGAUUCUCGGCGGCAUCAUUGCAGGGACUGCUCAAUCUAUGAAUCAACUUAUCGCCGGAGAAGUCAUUCUUGGGGCAUCAAUUGGAACUGUUUCUGUUGCUUGUGCUGGCAUAUCUGAGAUUCUCCCUAACAAGUACCGUGGCGCCGGCCUAGCGUGGACGGAGUUCAACCUAUCGAGUUGGAUUCCAGGCACACUCCUCGCCAAUGCUAUGAUAUCUCAUGCUACUUGGCGCAUCAUGUUCUACGUUGCCAUCGGAUAUGGCGCCUUCUCUUUUAUUGGAACGCUGUUUGUCUACUUUCCGCCAAGUCAUCCUCGGCCUGAUGGCAAGACGAAAUGGCAAGAGUUCAAAGAACUCGAUUUCAUUGGCGCCGCCCUUUUCGUCACUGGCCUGGUCGUUUUCCUAUUUGGCCUUAACUCUGGUGGCAAUACGUACGCAUGGGGCGCUACCGGGACGAUUGCUGCUUUGAUCCUUGGGCUGAUUACUUUCUUCGCGGCUUUCGCGUAUGACUUUACACUUGCGAAGGAUCCAUUGUUCCCUUGGUAUCUAUUCAAGAGUUUUCGGGAGUUCUCGUCGUUGAUUGUACUUGUUUUUGUUGCCGGGAUGGUGUUCUUCGCUGCUUCGGCGCUGAAUGCUCAGACGAUCCUCUACCUUCAUACAGCAGAUGCGAUCAAGAUCGGCGUCUACUCUCUCCCUUCUGGAUCUGGCCAACUUAUCGGCGGGGUCGUUAUCCCCGCUCUCGUCCAAUAUAUCAGACACGUCAACCUCCAACUUAUCUUUGCAAACUUCAUGCAAGCACUCUUCUUCGGUUUGGCUGCCCUCAUAACACCCACAAACCUCAACUGGCUCAUGGCAGUCCAGUUCCUCGCCAUGUUGCCAUUUGGAUGGAUUACUCUUAAUUGUUAUACGACAGCCAGUUUGCACGUCCCGCAACGUGAUCUCGGCGUUGCGAUUGGAUUGAUCGGAACAUUCAGAAGUGUCGGAGGUAGUAUCGGCUCCGUGAUCUUCUCCUCCAUCUUCAGCCAAACAGCCACAAAACAAGUCUCCUCCCGCAUCACCUCAACGCUCGCCUCCAAUUCUGUAGCCCUCAACGCCACCAGCACAGCUAGCUUCAUCAAGGCCGUCCGUCUCACCAUCCUCGGCGUCCCCGGCCAAGCCGCUGCGUUCCCGACUGUGUCAACAGAUAUCUUCGCGAAGUGCGUAACGGCGGCUCGAUACGGGUAUGCGUACGGGUUCCGGAUUACCUGGUUGGCGAGUAUCCCGUUUGGUAUCAUUGCGGUGAUUUGUGCGGCGUGUGUGAGGGAUCCGAGUAAGUAUUUUACGAACCAUGUUGAGGUGCAUCUGGAGAGAGAGAUUGGGGGGAGGAAGGGGCUUGUUAGUAGUAAGCGGGAGGAGGAGAGCUAUGUUGAGAGGACGGAGGAGGGGGAUGGGGAGAAGGUGGAGGGUGUUGGGGCUAGGGAGGGGGUUUAG